ACCAAAACCAUGUUUUCACCUGUAUUGAAAAGAUCGCUUGUCACUGCUGCAGCUGGAGCUGUUGCUCUUCAAUCUGUAUCUACUGUUCAUGCCGAAGAAAACACAACCACAACUCGCAAGAGCAAGCUUAGUAUCUACGAUGAACCUGAACCAAAGCGAAUUGUUAUUGAAUCACCUACCAAAUUGGAAGAACACGUUGCUUAUGCUCAAAAGUACGCCAAUGAUGCUUUGGAUGAAGGAAAGGCACAUGUUGAUACUUUUCACAAUCACGUCCAAUCUAUUGAAAACGAUAUUCGAGGCACCAUCAACGAAAUUAUUGCUAAAGAUGAAGAUAUUCUUCCUAAUGCUAUGUAUAUUGGUGUAGCAGCAUUGGCAGGAACUAUUAUUGCUCGCAACCGUAAUAUUGUACUUCGAUUCUUGACCUCUACAGCAUUGGCUACUGGUGCUUCCUUCUAUUUACUUCCCAAGACAACUCAUAACCUCGGCGUGCAACUCGAAAAAUUGGAACGUAAAUACCCUGAACUCGGCAAGGUUCAUACUUCCAUCAAUGAAGCCAUUGGUGAUGUACGCAAACAAGUGGAUGAUACUUUGCUUAGUUUACGUGGACAAUUGGAUCAAGGAAAAGAAUUAGUCAAGCAACAAGUCAAUGAAACAGAUUCUUUUGCUGCCACCAAAAAGAAGGUUGAAUCCAUGUAUUCUACUCGAUCUAGUCCUGCUGUGGAAGAAACUUUGAAGAAAGAUUAGAUAUAUUAUCCCAUUAUUAUUAUUAUUAUUAUUAUUUGAUCCCCCAUAUUAUUUUCCACACUUUUGUUUCCAUCAUAUAAAUUCUUUUUCACAUCCAU
Halteromyces radiatus is the source of this 842-nucleotide messenger RNA. Its product is annotated as apolipo protein O-domain-containing protein. The transcript is spliced from 7 exons. NCBI's taxonomy places the organism in Eukaryota, Fungi, Mucoromycota, Mucoromycetes, Mucorales, Cunninghamellaceae. Gene Ontology annotation, biological process: cristae formation. The record is from RefSeq and is a predicted model, not a curated record. Gene Ontology annotation, cellular component: MICOS complex; mitochondrial crista junction. The coding region runs from base 10 to 744 and encodes 244 amino acids.